GUCUGGUCCAAGGAAGAAGAAAAUCCCCCCUGCCCCUCCGAUGCAACACGCGUGUUCGUGCUGUGAGAAAGUAAGAAGAUUAUACAACUAAUUCCAGCUGUUAGGAAAAGAUCCUCUUGACGCAUCAGACACAGAGACUCAAAUCAGCAUCUUUCCAUGAACCUAAAGACAUUCACCAUGUGUUUUUUCACCCAUCUAUGCUAAAGGGCCCACCGUCAUCUGCAUCAAACUUAAAGCAUAUUCCACUGGACAUCAUUAUUUUUCACACUCAGGUUUUGCUUUUGAGAGAACGAGAGAAAAGGACAACCUAAGGGAUACCGUACAGCACCACAAAGUAACCAAGUGCUCAGAUCUACUGCCUGCGUGUAUUUACUCCCAUCAUGCCUUUUGUCGUUCUGCAGACGUCGCGCCUGCUCUGGGUGCGCACGGCGGCACUGUUGUGCACGUGCGUGACCUUCAGCGUGGCGGCUCACGGUGGGUCGCUGGGCAACUCGGGCGAUCUCUUCAUGUUCUGCUGGUGCUUCAGCUUCGCCGGCACGCUGCUUGUCCUCGUGGUGGAGCUGUUUGGCCUGCAAAUGCGCGCGCCUGUCUCCUGGACCAACUUCCCCAUCACCUUCGCCACCUACGCCUCGCUCCUGUGCCUCACAGCCUCCGUGGGCUUCCCCCUCACCUUCCUCAAGGGCUACCAGUGGCAGGGCGAGGUGCGCGACCACCGCAUCGCCGCCACUGUCUUCUCCUGCCUGGCUACGGUGGCGUACUUCGUGGAGGUGAGCCUGACGCGGGCGCGUCCAGGCGAGGUCGCCGGCUACAUGGCCACCACGCCCGGCUUGCUGAAGGUGUGCGAGACCUUCGUGGCGUGCGUCAUCUUCGUGUUCAUCAGCGAGCCCGUGUCGUACGACCGCUACCCGGCGCUCAAGUGGUGUCUGGCCGUCUACUGCAUCUGCUUCGUGCUCUCGGCCGCUGUGGUGAUUCUCUGCGUGGGCGAGUGCACCGGCUGCCUCCCCUUCACCUUCUCCCGGUUCCUGUCUGCCUACUCCUUCCUUGCCGUAGCCAUGUACCUCACAGCCACCAUCCUCUGGCCCGUUUUCCAGUUCGACAGUCGCUACGGCAACAAUGCGCGGCGGCCUGACUACUGCAGGAAUGUCGGCACGUGCCCCUGGGAUAAGUUGGUGGGCGUAUCGGUGCUCACCGCGCUCAAUCUGCUGAUUUACCUGGCGGACCUGGCCUACUCAGCCCGCCUGGUGUUUGUCAGCGGGUGAGGAGGGAGGAAGGCCAGAUUAGUUUUGUGUUUUUUGUUUUUUGUUUUCAUUUGUGUAUUUUGUUGACCACAAGAGAAAAUGAGAGAAAAGACUCUUUUUUAAAAAAGUCUUUGUUUGGUUUUUGCCUUUUUUCCCCACAAAAAUAAAAGGAGAAAAAAAACACAGGUGGGUAAAGAGAGACAUACAGUACAAUCUGUAACUUAGAAGUGAAGUGUGUAAAGCACUCACCAUCAUAGCAAAUGGUUGUCUGCUUACCCAGUCUGCUAAUCAGUGUGUCUGUAGUGUCUACUGUAUGUUUUUAAGGAGUGGUGGGUAUUUUUGCAAAAGUAGAUCCCUGAUCUUGCUGUAUGUAUUAUUACAUUUAUUCAGUUCAGUUAACAGACACCAAAUAGAUAUGCUUUUUAAACCAAAGUACAUAUGCAGAUAUCUGCUGCUUCAGUCAAACUUACUGUCUGUGAAUUACCCUGAAUUACUGUGCACAAAAUAAAUACAACAUGAAAAAGA
This is a messenger RNA of Alosa alosa (allis shad), 1763 nucleotides long. It is a transcript of the gene myadma, whose product is annotated as myeloid associated differentiation marker a. Lineage: Eukaryota; Metazoa; Chordata; Actinopteri; Clupeiformes; Clupeidae. Gene Ontology annotation, cellular component: membrane. The transcript has 2 exons. The coding region runs from base 381 to 1259 and encodes 292 amino acids. The record is from RefSeq and is a predicted model, not a curated record.